AUGCUGUCUCCAACGCGCAUCGCUUCCCGCGCCGUCUCAGCAGCAGCAGCGCCACCCCGAACCCUGCGGCUGCUGCUGCCGCGCCCGACGCAUCUCUCCCGUCUUCUCCAGCAUGGCGGCAGCAGCAAGAGCAGCAACAGGACGACGAGGACGCUGAUGAGCUCGUCGCGCGCGCGGCCGGCGCGGCGGAUGCCCGAGGACGCGCCGCAGCUGCGGUACACGAUGCCGGCGUUCCCCGACGAGCCCGUCACGAUUGCGUGGACCGUCGACGCCAUCUUCGCGCAGGACGACGCGCGCAAGGACGUCCAGGCGCUCAGGCCCAUGACGCUGCGCGACAGCUGCGCCUGCGCCCGCUGCAGGGACCCCUUCUCGGGCAACAAGACGUACCGCUCGACCGAGAUCCCCGACGGCCUGGGCAUCGCCCACGUCGAGCCCUCGGAGACGGGGCUGGUGGUGACGUUUGCGCACGACAUCCCGCGCCUGUCCGACGGCAGCGGCGAUAGCUUGCACCAGACCCUCGUCCCCUGGAACACGGUCGAGGUGGCCCUGAGGCGGCGCGGCGCGCGGGAGCCGGAGGACAGCGAGGGCGAGGGUGAGGGCGGCGGCGGCGGCAACACCGUCAUGUUCCCCCGGCAGCGGUCUGUGACGAUGCAGACGGGCGUUCGCUACUGGGACCGCGCCGUGCUGGACCAAGAGGUGCGCACCAUCGACUUCGACGACUACAUGCAGGGCGGGCCGGCGUUCUGGGACGCCGUCCUCGACGUGUGCCGGCUCGGCAUCGUCUACCUGCGCAACGUGCCGCGCGACGAGCGCUCCGUCGUCGACAUCACGACGCGCAUGGCCAACAUCCGCGAGACGUUUUACGGCCGCACCUUCGACGUGCGCGCCAAGCCCGGCGCCGACAACGUCGCCUACACCAGCGGCGCCCUCGGCCUCCACCAGGACCUGCUCUACCUCGACCCGCCGCCCAUGGUCCAGGUGCUGCACUGCCUGGACAACUCGUGCGACGGCGGCGAGUCGCUCUUCAGCGACGGCGACCGCGCCGCCCACCUGCUGUGGCCCUUUGUGCGCGCCAGCCGUCGCCUCGCGCCCCUCGACCGCCGCCUCAUCCCCUACCACUACGCCGGGAACGGCUUCCACUACCACGCCCUCCGCCCCGUGCUGCGCGGCCCGGACCGCGGCGGCUCCUCCCUGCCGGACCUCUUCUGGAGCCCGCCCUUCCAGGCGCCCCACGACUACGCCGCCCGCGACCUGCGCCCCUGGGUCGACGCCGCGCGCUUCCUCGAGCGCCUCUUCUCCGCCCCCGACGCCGUCCACCGCCGCAAGCUGCAGCCCGGCGAGUGCGUCAUCUUCAACAACCUGCGCGUCCUGCACGGCCGCACCGCCUUCGAUCCCGGCUCCGACGGCCACCGCUGGCUGCGCGGCGCCUACAUUGCCGCCGAGGACUUUCUCAGCCGCGCCGCCCACGUGCCCCUCGCCCAGGCCCAUGCCUAUCGCGGUCCGGUCCCGUGGACCCCGGACGUGGCCAGGGAGGCGCUGCGCUUGUCCCAGUGGCAUGCCGAGCUGCGCACCGAGGUUUGCAACUUUGACCCUCCCGUUGCCAGGCGCCUGGUCCGGUAG
Messenger RNA from Hirsutella rhossiliensis, 1620 nucleotides. Its product is annotated as taurine catabolism dioxygenase tauD, tfdA family domain-containing protein. The transcript has a single exon. Gene Ontology annotation, cellular component: mitochondrion. The record is from RefSeq and is a predicted model, not a curated record. Gene Ontology annotation, molecular function: oxidoreductase activity. NCBI's taxonomy places the organism in Eukaryota, Fungi, Ascomycota, Sordariomycetes, Hypocreales, Ophiocordycipitaceae. Bases 1 to 1620 code for a protein of 539 amino acids. Gene Ontology annotation, biological process: carnitine biosynthetic process.